AUUUGAUAACUUCUCUUUCAUUAGAAUGUGAGCAUGUGGUAGAAGUGUUCAAGAAGUGGCUGAAGGAAGGAAGAAAGUGCCACUGCCUAUCAGAAACUGAAACAAAACAUGGGAAAUACAACCACCAAAUUCCGCAAAGCACUCAUCAAUGGUGAUGAAAACCUGGCUUGCCAAAUAUAUGAAAAUAAUCCCCAGCUAAAAGAAUCCCUUGAUCCAAAUAUAUCCUAUGGAGAGCCCUAUCAGCACAACACUCCAUUACACUAUGCUGCUAGACAUGGAAUGAAUAGAAUAUUAGGGACUUUUCUUUUUGGUAGAGAUGGAAACCCAAAUAAACGGAAUGUGCACAAUGAAACAUCUAUGCAUUUGUUGUGUAUGGGACCUCAAAUCAUGAUAGCUGAAGGAACCCUUCAUCCUCGCUUAGCACGCCCUGUGGAAGAUGAUUUCAGAAGGGCAGAUUGUCUGCAGAUGAUCUUACGAUGGAAAGGAGCAAAACUUGACCAGGGUGAAUACGAGAGAGCAGCUAUUGAUGCUGUUGAUAACAAAAAGAACACACCGCUUCACUAUGCUGCAGCCUCAGGGAUGAAAGCCUGUGUGGAGCUUUUAGUAAAACAUGGAGGAGACUUGUUUGCUGAAAAUGAAAAUAAAGAUACUCCUUGCGAUUGUGCGGAAAAGCAACACCACAAAGACCUAGCCCUCAGUCUGGAGUCUCAGAUGGUGUUCUCUCAGGACCCAGAUGCUGCAGAAAUAGAAGCAGAGUAUGCUGCAUUAGACAAACGAGAGCCAUAUGAAGGACUCAGGCCCCAGGAUCUUCGUAGGUUAAAAGACAUGCUGAUUGUGGAGACAGCAGACAUGCUGCAGGCCCCUCUGUUUACUGCUGAAGCGCUGCUUCGAGCUCACGAUUGGGACCGGGAGAAAUUACUUGAAGCUUGGAUGUCCAACCCUGAGAGCUGCUGCCAGCGGUCAGGUAUACAGAUGCCAACUCCACCACCAAGUGGGUACAAUGCCUGGGACACGCUUCCUUCCCCAAGGACUCCAAGGACCACGCGCUCUUCUGUUACCUCUCCAGAUGAAAUCAGUCUGUCUCCUGGGGAUUUAGAGACCACUUUGUGUGACAUCUGUAUGUGCAGUAUUUCUGUAUUUGAAGACCCAGUGGACACGCCCUGUGGACAUGACUUCUGUAGAGGCUGCUGGGAGUCGUUUUUAAAUCUGAAAAUUCAAGAAGGUGAAGCCCAUAACAUUUUCUGCCCUGCAUAUGAAUGCUUCCAACUUGUGCCUGUAGAUGUCAUAGAAAGUGUCGUUUCUAAGGAGAUGGACAAACGAUACCUGCAGUUUGAUAUUAAGGCCUUUGUUGAAAAUAAUCCUGCCAUUAAAUGGUGUCCUACUGCAGGCUGUGAAAGAGCGGUCAGACUAACAAAACAGGGGUCAAAUCCAUCUGGUUCUGACACACUCAGCUUCCCCUUGCUAAGAGCCCCUGCUGUGGACUGCGGCAAAGGACACCUCUUCUGCUGGGAGUGCCUUGGUGAAGCCCACGAGCCUUGUGACUGCCAAACAUGGAAAAAUUGGCUACAAAAAAUAACUGAAAUGAAGCCAGAAGAACUUGUUGGAGUCAGCGAAGCCUAUGAGGAUGCUGCCAAUUGUCUGUGGCUGUUAACCAACUCCAAGCCUUGUGCGAACUGUAAGUCUCCAAUACAGAAGAAUGAGGGCUGCAAUCACAUGCAGUGUGCCAAGUGCAAGUAUGACUUCUGCUGGAUUUGCCUGGAAGAAUGGAAAAAGCAUAGUUCUUCUACUGGAGGUUACUACAGAUGUACCCGCUAUGAAGUCAUUCAGCACGUAGAGGAGCAGUCCAAGGAGAUGACUGUGGAGGCUGAGAAGAAACAUAAACGGUUUCAGGAACUUGACAGAUUUAUGCACUAUUAUACAAGAUAUAAAAACCAUGAGCAUAGUUAUCAGUUAGAACAACGCCUUCUUAAAACAGCCAAAGAAAAGAUGGAACAAUUGAGUAGAGCUCUCAAAGAAACUGAAGGAGGCUGUCCAGACACCACUUUCAUCGAAGAUGCUGUGCGCGUUCUCCUAAAGACUCGACGCAUCCUCAAGUGUUCUUAUCCGUAUGGAUUUUUCUUAGAACCUAAAAGCACAAAGAAAGAAAUUUUUGAACUAAUGCAAACAGACCUAGAAAUGGUCACUGAAGACCUUGCCCAAAAAGUCAAUAGGCCUUAUCUUCGUACACCUCGCCACAAGAUCAUUAGGGCAGCGUGCCUUGUACAGCAGAAAAGGCAAGAGUUCCUGGCAUCUGUAGCUCGUGGUGUGGCUCCUGCAGACUCUCCAGAUGCUCCCAGGCGCAGCUUUGCCGGUGGAACCUGGGAUUGGGAAUAUUUAGGAUUUGCGUCACCUGAGGAAUAUGCUGAAUUUCAGUAUCGGAGGAGGCACAGACAGCAGCGCCGUCGAGGAGACGUGCACAGCCUGCUCAGUAACCCUACAGACCCGGAAGAACCAAGUGAAAGCACCUUUGAUACACCGGAGGGUGGCAGCAGCCGCAGGCCUGGCGCGUCCGUGGUAAGCUCUGCGUCUAUGAGUGUGUUGCACAGCUCUUCCCUGCGUGACUACAGCCCUGCCAGUCGCUCUGCAAACCAGGACUCUCUUCAGGCUCUGAGCUCCUUGGAUGAAGAUGACCCCAAUAUACUUCUUGCCAUACAGCUGUCACUGCAAGAGUCCGGGCUGGCCAUCGACGAAGAAACCAGAGACUUCCUUAGUAAUGAAGCAUCCCUGGGAGCCAUAGGCACUUCUUUACCUUCGCGGCUGGACUCUGUACCCAGGAGCACAGACAGUCCUCGCGGUACGCUGAGCAGCUCUGAGCUACUGGAGCUUGGGGACAGCCUCAUGAGACUAGGAGCAGACAGUGACCCGUUUUCAACUGACAGUUUGAGUUCUCACCCCCUCAGUGAGACACGAAGUGAUUUCUGUCCCUCUUCCAGUGACCUUGACUCAGCGGGCCAGGACCCCAGUGCCAGUGACAAUCUUCUUGGCAAUAUUAUGGCUUGGUUUCAUGACAUGAACCCUCAGAGUAUUGCCCUGAUCCCUCCGGCAGCAGCCACAGAAGCUAAUGCUGAGCCUCAGCUUCCCAGGGUCAGGGAUGGGUCAGAAGGUGUGAGGGACGCGGGACUGCUGCCACCGGAAGACUCAGUGUCCAGAGACGCUGGUGCCCGUGAAGGUGGGACGACCCAGAUGGAAGGAAAUCCUCUGGAAGAGACUAUUCUGGCCAGGGAAGAGUUGUCUCAAGCUGGUGACAGUCAUGAUGAGGCAGUCAGCAGAGGGGACGGGUCAGAUGCUGCCAGUCAAACCCCUCAGACCUCAAGUGACUGGCUCGGGCAAGUACAUUUAGUAUGAAAUGCACACAUUUGCUCUCCGGGUGAAUCACAGUACGGGGCUCUCCUAGGCGGCAUACGCUUUAUAGAGACUUUGACGCACUUAAUCUGAACUCAGUUAUAAACCACUGAUGCUAGGAUUGACUGCAAAGGAGUUCCCACAGACGGUAGCUGCAGUGUCGAUUUUAACCUUACAGGGAAUUUCUUUUGUGUUUAUCCCUUUUGUAGUGACAAAGAGCAGGAGAAAACACAAUGGAAUGAAUGGGUUGACAGCCUC
This is a messenger RNA of Acomys russatus (golden spiny mouse), 3639 nucleotides long. It is a transcript of the gene Ankib1, whose product is annotated as ankyrin repeat and IBR domain containing 1. Gene Ontology annotation, cellular component: ubiquitin ligase complex; cytoplasm. Gene Ontology annotation, molecular function: ubiquitin conjugating enzyme binding; zinc ion binding; ubiquitin protein ligase activity. Gene Ontology annotation, biological process: positive regulation of proteasomal ubiquitin-dependent protein catabolic process; ubiquitin-dependent protein catabolic process; protein polyubiquitination. The transcript has 19 exons. The coding region runs from base 109 to 3384 and encodes 1091 amino acids. NCBI's taxonomy places the organism in Eukaryota, Metazoa, Chordata, Mammalia, Rodentia, Muridae. The record is from RefSeq and is a predicted model, not a curated record.